Molecule: messenger RNA, 438 nt
Organism: Naegleria lovaniensis
Lineage: Eukaryota; Heterolobosea; Eutetramitea; Acrasida; Naegleriidae
Exons: 1
Coding region: 1-438 (145 amino acids)
Biological process (GO): ribosomal large subunit biogenesis; cytoplasmic translation
Cellular component (GO): ribosome; cytosolic large ribosomal subunit
Molecular function (GO): structural constituent of ribosome; RNA binding
Source: RefSeq, a predicted model, not a curated record
AUGGUCUCCGUCAACAAUUCCGUCUCAAGCAAGAGAAGCAAGGCCAGAAAGGCUCACUUCACUGCUCCAUCUUCAGUCCGUAGAGUCAUCAUGAGCGCACCUCUCACCAAGAAAUUGAGAGAUGAACACAAUGUUCGUGCUGUUCCAAUCAGAAAGGGUGACGAAGUCAAGAUCUUGAAGGGUAAAUUCAAGGGAGUCGUCGGUAAAGUAAAGAAGGUUGUCAGAUUGAAGUGGUCUGUCUAUGUUGAAGGUGUUCAAGGAGAAAAACUCGGUGGAAAGACUUUUGAUGUCGCAGUUAAACCAAGCACAGUACAAAUCACAAAGCUCCACCUCGAUAAGGAUAGAAAGAAUUUGUUGAAGAGAAAGGCUGAAGCUAGAGCCCAAACAACCCAAGCUAACAAGGGUAAAUUCACCGAAGAAACCGUCAAGCAACAAUAA